Messenger RNA from Oncorhynchus kisutch (coho salmon), 2034 nucleotides. Its product is annotated as trace amine-associated receptor 1-like. Gene Ontology annotation, biological process: G protein-coupled receptor signaling pathway. Gene Ontology annotation, cellular component: membrane. The transcript has 3 exons. Gene Ontology annotation, molecular function: trace-amine receptor activity. The record is from RefSeq and is a predicted model, not a curated record. Bases 812 to 1849 code for a protein of 345 amino acids. Lineage: Eukaryota; Metazoa; Chordata; Actinopteri; Salmoniformes; Salmonidae.
UGGCUGUGAAGCAGCAUCCGUCCGUUUAUAUAAUACUCAGAGGAAAGUCUAGGUGCUCGUAGAGCCUGAGACUGAAGGAGGUUGUGCAUGGUUUGCUGACUAUGAUUAGCUGAAAGGAUCCUGACCAGAGCUCAAAAUCAGUGCUUAGUGUUUCCAAUGAAAUAAUUGGGAUUAAGGUAUUGAUUGCUGAGAACUAAUUAAAGAAACGCGCAAUAUUUGUAGAUGUUAAGGUGAGUAUAAGUUUUAGGUUGAUUGCAUGAAGUCUGUCUAUUCAUACCACUUUUCAUAUUUUCAAAGGAGCAAGAAUAAGAAAGAUGACAUUCCAACACUAUUUUCUUUCUUUGUGACCUUUCAAUCAAGAACCACAUACAGUAUGACUAGUUGAUGCUACCCCAAUUAUGCUUCAUUAACUUCUGUGAUGUGAAAUUGUUGUUGAUACUAGUCAUUUACAGAAGUAGUGGUUCAAGUUGCAUGAUUACAUUUACAUACUAUGAAUAUAUAGUGUAAAAGUUUGAUAAAAACUGUGUUUAUUAAAUGUGUAACUAUUUCAUGAAGAUAGUAAUAGCUUACUAUUUAUAUGGGAAUGUGUUACCAUAGCCAUUUUUCCCUCAAGUGCAUUGCCCUCACUUGUGUUAUUUUUAGAAAUAAACUGGAUUCCGAUGGGAAGCAUUAUCAGCAGGAUGUGUUGUAUUUUCAGAAGCCCAAUAAUCUGACUCAGAACAACGUUUUGGACCAGCAGUUCGGUGUUCCGUCUGUUACAGUAACACUAUUCAUGUAAAACUUAGUUUGAAAGCCUAAAACACCAGGUGGAAUGGACUUCUCAAAUACUUCGAACCUCAACAGCACUGUGAAAUCACAGACUCUUUUCUGCUACGAGUCUUUGAGUGGAUCGUGUGUGAGGUUUGCUCGACCCCUGAGCGUUCAGGUUCCGAUGUUCACAUCGAUGGUGUUGGCCAUACUGGUGACUGUUAUUGGGAAUCUUCUUGUCAUCACCUCCAUUGCACACUUCAAGCAGCUUCAAACCUCCGUAAACCAACUGCUCGUCUCCUUGGCUGUGUGUGACCUCCUUCUGGGAGUGUUUGUAAUGCCGUGCAGUGCUGUGCGCUCUGUCCAGGGCUGUUGGUACCUAGGAGGGUUUCUGUGUAAGCUUCACACCAGCACUGAUAUUAUGCUGAGCACAUCCUCCAUCUUCCAUCUAUCCUUCAUCUCCAUUGAUCGUUACUUUGCUGUCUGCAGGCCACUGUCGUACAGACUGAUCAUCACCAAUAACACUGUAUUGAUCAUGAUCACCACCAGUUGGCUGGUCCCUGCCAUUUUUUCUUAUGGAAUGAUCUUCCCUGAGAUCAAUCUGAAAGGAAAGGAGGAUUUCUAUGAAACACAUGUCAAGUGCAUUGGAGGCUGUCAGGUGUUCUUUAGUCCAGUGGCAGCUUUGGUAGCAUCCUCCUUCAGUUUUUACAUCCCAGGCAUGAUCUUGAUUUGUAUAUAUUCCAAGAUAUAUUGGGUUGCCAGGGCUCAGGCCAGGUCCAUUAAAGAUUUAUCUCGUCAGUUUAAAGAGGCAGACUCUGGACGUAGAGAGAGACGAGGGGCAAAUAUUCUGGCAAUAGUAGUGGGAGUGUUUCUAAUCUGCUGGAGUCCCUUUUCCUUGUGCCUCAUCAUUGACCCUUUCAUACAGUACUCCAUCCCCCCGCUGUUGGGGGAUACCCUGGUUUGGUUUGGAUAUUUGAACUCUGCUUUUAACCCUAUUGUCUAUGCUUUCUUUUACACUUGGUUCAGGAGGGCUUUGAGAAUCAUCAUCAGUGGUCACAUCUUUCACAGAGGUUCUUGUAGAUUUAAAUUGUAUUCUGAGUAAAGUUUCAGUUGACAUUGUAUGAUGUGUGUUCAAAUAAAUAUAUUCAUUAUUGUGGGAUGUAACAUGUAACAGUUAUGCAACUAAAAGAUAAAGCUUGAGUGAAAAUGUAACAGAAGCUGCUUUUAACCUGUUUCAUAUAAAGCUGUUUGCCUGAAAUAAAUGUAUUUCAAUGCCUGUGCCUGUCA